AUGCCUCUCGCCCAGCCCCACAGUCCCCACCUGCUGCUGCUGCUGCUGUGCCUGCCAAGGGCAUCCUCUGCCCAGGUAAUGGACUUCUUGUUUGAGAAAUGGAAGCUGUAUGGUGACCAGUGCCACCACAACUUGAGUCUGCUGCCUCCACCUACCGAGCUAGUCUGUAAUAGAACCUUUGACAAGUACUCCUGCUGGCCUGACACCCCACUCAAUACCACAGCUAACAUCUCCUGCCCCUGGUACCUGCCUUGGUACCACAAAGUGCAGCACCGCCUGGUGUUCAAGAGGUGUGGGCCUGAUGGGCAGUGGGUGAGAGGGCCUCGGGGGCAGCCCUGGCGCAACGCCUCCCAGUGCCAGAUGGAUGAUGAAGAGAUCAAGGUCCAGAAGGAGGUGGCCAAGAUGUAUAGCAGCUACCAGGUGAUGUACACUGUGGGCUACAGUCUGUCCCUGGGGGCCCUGCUCCUUGCCCUGGUCAUCCUGCUGGGCCUCAGGAAGCUGCACUGCACCCGAAACUAUAUCCACGGGAACCUGUUUGCAUCCUUUGUGCUCAAAGCUGGCUCUGUGCUGGUCAUUGAUUGGCUGCUCAAGACACGCUACAGCCAGAAGAUUGGGGAUGACCUAAGCGUGAGCGUCUGGCUCAGCAAUGGGGCGCUGGCUGGUUGUCGAGCGGCCACAGUGAUCAUGCAGUACGGCGUCAUAGCCAACUAUUGCUGGUUGCUGGUAGAGGGUGUGUACCUGUACAGCCUGCUGAGCCUUGCUACCUUCCCAGAGAAGAGCUUCUUUUCCCUCUACCUGGGCAUUGGCUGGGGGGCGCCCCUGCUGUUUGUCAUCCCCUGGGUGGUGGUCAAGUGUCUGUUUGAGAAUGUCCAGUGCUGGACCAGCAAUGAUAACAUGGGCUUCUGGUGGAUCUUGCGCAUCCCUGUCUUCCUGGCCAUACUGAUCAAUUUUUUCAUCUUUGUCCACAUUAUUCACCUUCUUGUGGCCAAGCUGCGUGCCCAUCAAAUGCACUAUGCUGACUACAAGUUCCGGCUAGCCAGGUCCACGCUGACGCUCAUCCCUCUGCUGGGGGUCCAUGAGGUGGUCUUUGCUUUUGUGACUGAUGAGCACGCCCAGGGCACCCUGCGUUCCACCAAGCUCUUUUUCGACCUCUUCCUCAGUUCCUUCCAGGGUCUGCUGGUGGCUGUUCUCUACUGUUUCCUUAACAAGGAGGUGCAGGCAGAGCUGCUGCAGCGUUGGAGGCGAUGGCGAGAGGGCAAAGCCCUGAAGGAUGAACAGACCGCUGUCAGCCAUGGCAGCCACAUGGCCCCUGCAGGGUCUAGUCGUGGUGAUCCCGGGGAGAAACUUCAGCUUGUGAGUGCAGGCAGCAGCAACGGGACCGGCCAUCAUGAACCCUCUGUGGAGACCUUUGUCAGUAGUCUCUCAGGGUUGGCUGACAGCCACACCUGAAUCUCCACUGGAGCCCAGCCAGGCUGGAUUCAGAUUACAGGACAACUCAGGACCAGAUGCCUGGCCAAGGCUGGGGAGACAAUGCAGCUGGACAGCAGCUUGUCCACACUCCCCAGACCUGUCCUGACCCUGGUACA
This is a messenger RNA of Peromyscus californicus insignis, 1586 nucleotides long. RefSeq names its product glucagon receptor (gene Gcgr). The transcript has 13 exons. The record is from RefSeq and is a predicted model, not a curated record. Gene Ontology annotation, biological process: cell surface receptor signaling pathway; adenylate cyclase-activating G protein-coupled receptor signaling pathway. Bases 1 to 1449 code for a protein of 482 amino acids. Gene Ontology annotation, molecular function: peptide hormone binding; glucagon receptor activity. NCBI's taxonomy places the organism in Eukaryota, Metazoa, Chordata, Mammalia, Rodentia, Cricetidae. Gene Ontology annotation, cellular component: plasma membrane.